CUGGCACUCAGUUUGUUUUGUUCGAAAAUGUUUGUUUACGUUUUGCCAGCAUCAAUCAGCAGUUCUUUGUGUAAUAGAAUCUCAUAAAAUUAAACACUAUUUUUAAACGCAGCUUGAGAUACCAGACUGAUGAGUGGUGCCGAACGGUCGUGAUACGAUAGCGCGCUGAUUCGCGACUCGAUUGAGUAGAAAAUUUUGUUCGAUAUUGGAUCGUUCCAUCCCAUCGUCGAAGGAAAAUGUCUACCUUUGAGGUACAGUCGGAGCUGUACGAAGAAACGGAUUUUGCCACCGAGGACGCAGCAAACGGAAACAGCAUAUCUAAAUUUACAUUCGUCUAUCCGAAGCGGUUAGAGGAUAGGCGUAACAAUUCAAACCAGUGGGAGAAUGGCAAAAGCAAUGAUUCUGAUUCGGAUUGCGCUGAAAAGUAUGCAAAUGGUGGAAAAUGUCUCAACGGUUCAACUAACUCAAUCAACAAGGAUCAGGAUGAGUCGGAAAGUGUUACGGAAAACGGUGUGAGUCUCGACAAAGAUGGUGAUUUGAUACUGGAGCGAAAAACGAAAGGCGUUAUUGAAAUAGAGCACUCGAAAUCGACGAAACUUGAUCUGGUUGGUUUGCAAAUUUGGCGCGGUGCACUGCUGCUGGCUGAUUAUAUUCUGCAUUACGAGAAGCGGUUUAAAAAUAGAAAAAUACUAGAGCUGGGAUCCGGCGUUGGCUUAACCAGCAUCGUGUCUAGUUUUUGCGCGCGCGAAGUUAUCUGCACAGACAUCAACAUCGGCGGACUGUUGAAGCUGAUUCAGGCCAACAUCGAUCGCAAUGCACACCUGAAGGAUCCAGACUGCAACGUGGUCGUGACGGAGCUCGACUUCAAAGUCAAGUAUGAAGAUUAUUCCGAGUAUCUUAAAACUCAACUGCAAGACGUUGAAUAUGUGAUAUGUGCUGAUGUGAUUUACGACGACGAGAUUACAAACGCAUUCGUGCUCGCCCUCGAGGGAUUGCUGCUUGAGCUGCCCAAGCUAAAGGCGGUCUACAUUGCGCUGGAGAAGCGAUACGUAUUUACCGUGGAGGACAUGGAUUCGGUGGCGCCAAGCUACGAGCACUUUUUGCGCGUGUUUUACCGACGAAACAAUCGCUUUGGCAUCGCGCGCUGGAAGUUGAAGCAGGUGUCGACGAACUUUCCGCGCUACUUUGAGUACGAGAAGGUCAAGGAUCUGGUGCUGUUGAAGAUCUCGAAUUGAGAAUUGGGAGGGUGAAAUAAAUGUUGUCCAAAACUUAUAA
Culex quinquefasciatus (southern house mosquito) is the source of this 1275-nucleotide messenger RNA. Its product is annotated as methyltransferase-like protein 22. Lineage: Eukaryota; Metazoa; Arthropoda; Insecta; Diptera; Culicidae. Gene Ontology annotation, cellular component: nucleus. Bases 237 to 1235 code for a protein of 332 amino acids. The transcript is spliced from 6 exons. Gene Ontology annotation, biological process: protein methylation. Gene Ontology annotation, molecular function: protein methyltransferase activity. The record is from RefSeq and is a predicted model, not a curated record.